AUGCGUGAACCGCGCUACGGGGUCAUCCAAGCCAUCACGGGUGUUGGAGGGGGUCGUUCUCCCAACACCCCAUCUUCUCUCUCCUUCUCAUUCACUCCGUUGUAUCCGUUCGAGCCGCCAUCCACGCCUGCUAACUGGGAGCCGCACCCAUCAAUCCUUCUUGUGCCAGGGGGUGGUGAGGGGUCGUCCAGGCCCCCCGCGGGUUCACCGUCCACUGUGAACAGCACGCCGGGGAAACGUCCGUGUGUUGGAGUGAAGUACACGCAGCAACAGCUCUGGGGAGCCCCUCCACCACGAUAG
Closterium sp. Naga37s-1 is the source of this 300-nucleotide messenger RNA. The record is from the annotation of a GenBank genome assembly. NCBI's taxonomy places the organism in Eukaryota, Viridiplantae, Streptophyta, Zygnematophyceae, Desmidiales, Closteriaceae.